Molecule: messenger RNA, 1548 nt
Organism: Hyalella azteca
Lineage: Eukaryota; Metazoa; Arthropoda; Malacostraca; Amphipoda; Hyalellidae
Exons: 3
Coding region: 43-1434 (463 amino acids)
Cellular component (GO): extracellular matrix
Source: RefSeq, a predicted model, not a curated record
CAGCACGUGCACGGUUAUCGCUGGUCCUCAUCUGGUGCCACAAUGACUACACUCAAGGUUUUCGCAUUGGCGGGAAUAAUCUGCUCAUGCGCGGCAGUCACUUACCCCCAAACCUACGAGCGCCUGCAGCCUAUCAUUGCCCAAAGCCUGCCACAAACUCUUCUUGAGUUCUUACAAGAACCCAGCAAUGGGUACCAGCCUCAACGUACGACCAACAACCUCCCAACUACGGGACUGAAGCUUAAACAAUCGACACGACAGAAAGCCAAGGAGCUUCCGACUCAGCCCGAAAUGCAGCCUAUCACCCAAGCUUCGUUCCGACCUUUCUUCUAUCACGACUCGAACGCGGGAUCCGUAGACGCCAAACAGCUUCCUCUUCCGGCGAACGACCCAAGUCCAUCGGCUCCGACUACCGACAACAGAUUUUCUGAUGUUCCCCACAUUGAGGAAAAUCGAGACGAUAUCGCAAACGCUUUUCUUGCUUCAAGCAACAGGUUUCAUGGUGGACAAUCAAAUGAUGAAAAUAACGAAGAAACUCUAAUAUCUUUCGUACCUCUUAGCCAUAAACUUUCAGAUACUAAUUCCGAUUCGGAGAACCAUCCGUCGUUCCAACCUAGCCCAGACACUGCCGUGUCUACUCACGUCUCAAGUGGUUCUCAAAAAGAACCAUCUUCUCUCGUCGCUGCCCACGAAACAAUUUUUCGCUCCGAUGACCAGAACCAAAACACCCUCACAAGCCCUGAGCAAAAAGAAUACUAUAACAAUGAAGGGCCUUUUGCUUCUUCCUUCACGACAGGAAUAACCAUUCCUCAUACCAAACAAAAUAACCAAGCCCAGAAUCACCUAUUUGCCAGCCCCGUGGAAAAUAAUAAAAUCAAACAUAACAAACGUCGCGCAUUUGCCGCCACACCAACAGUUUUUUUCGAGCAGCCCCAUGACCUCGCGAACCAUCAUCUGCAAACCAAAUACGAGGAGCCGCUGGUAGUCCACCAACACGCCGCACAACUCGAUGACCACUUCGCUACCAGUCACGACCACCACAUACCAACCUACGUGGAGCCCAGCUACCACCCUGCGAGGUACGACUUCAGGUACAUCGUCAAGGACGAGUACGGCGGCAACGACUUCGGCCACCAGGAGAGCAGGAGCGGCCAAGACACCAAAGGCGCGUACUACGUGCAGCUGCCAGACGGACGACGUCAGACGGUGUCUUAUUACGUGAACAAGGGCUCGGGAUACGUUGCUAAAGUCCACUACGAAGGAAAAGCUGUGCACCCACAACCUAAGCACGUGCCUACAGGCUACCAUGGUGGAGCACCCCACAUCUCUGGGGUACAUGCAACCCCUAGCCAACAUCUCCCCAGAGGGUUCAACACCCAUGAGGGGUUGGGGUACAGUGGGUUGAGUGAAGCAGCUUUCUCGAAGUUCCACUAAAAAUCUACGGAUAUCUCAUGCCAGUCAUCGUUUCAACGCGGGAUUCUUUGUUGAAUUAUUUGUAGCUUUCAUUUGUUAUACGAUCGUCAGAAAAAUAGGAGUUAGACUUCUCUA